This is a messenger RNA of Planococcus citri (citrus mealybug), 4354 nucleotides long. It is a transcript of the gene Reph, whose product is annotated as Regulator of eph expression. The transcript is spliced from 4 exons. The record is from RefSeq and is a predicted model, not a curated record. Lineage: Eukaryota; Metazoa; Arthropoda; Insecta; Hemiptera; Pseudococcidae. The coding region runs from base 550 to 1569 and encodes 339 amino acids.
AGAACCAUCGGAUUCCACCGGUCUGCUACCAUAUCGUAGUAUAUAUUCAGUCGACGUUACCCCACCUCGUGUUAAACCGCCGAAAUGGACUCGUCCGCGUACGUUCGUUUCAGCUGACUGUCGUAUUUAGUUGUAAAGUUGUACGGGAAUCAUUCGUCGUUACCCUUCAUAGUAAAACCGUUACCGUCGAAUCGAAGCGAUUUAAUUGAACGGGUUACCUUGUAAAUCCGGCCAAUGUGUAGGCGGUGUUACAAAUUUAUCUAAUUGUUUUUACUCUAGUGUGUUUUACUAAUUCACCUAAUCAGUAUUUUUCUGCCUAAUUAUUGCUUAAUACGAUCGUAUAUUUGUGUUAUUAAUAUUUCAUAUUCGCGAAGUUACACGUACGUAUCUCUAGAUCUACGGUCUACGGUUUUGGUGCAGUUCGUUGUUUGUUUUCUUCGUCUGGUGUCUCGUUUUUUUUAGAAAAACAUUUAUGACUGUGUAAGUUCAUAACUGUACUUUAUUAUAAAAUUGAGCUUGAUUACCAAGCUCGGAUCGUGUUGUUGAAUAAUGAUAAAAUAUCUCACCGAGAGACUAAGGCAGUAUACUUUGAAUGAAGAACAGUCAAACAGUAAAGUCAAGGAAAGUGAUCACGAUUCAGGGGCGGAAUCUGACGAUCAGAAUCCAACUAUGGAAAGUGAAGAAUGCAGCAGCAGCAGUAGCAGCGGUGGCGGUCGCAGCGGCCGGCGCAAUAACCACAACCACCACGGCGAUAUGAGAUCGCCUACUUCAUCGCCAUAUUUCCUAGACUCGGCUCUGCAGAGCGAUAACGAUCUCACAUACGAUCACCACAGUUCGGAAGAAGAAUUGGAAGUGAUCAACAGCAGCGUAGUGUCACGCCGCGGCGCAUCCGGCGCCAACGGCGGCGGCGUCAGUCGCCGCUCCAAAGACGUAAUACGAUGCCGCAGCGUUAGCAGCGUGCUGCCGGAGAAACGCAAAUGGUCGGACGCGAUGGACGCCGAAUCGGCUGCCGCCGCUGUAGCCGCUGCCGCAGCCGGCAGCGAAUUAUCAAACUUGUGCCAUAGGUCACGUGUACGGAUCUCAUCACGUCGUCAGCAUUCGUCCUCCGACGAGAAUAUGUACGCGACCGAUGGUCUCGGCCUGGACCCGGCUCGCUCGCACAAAUUCGUCAGCGGAUGCAGUUCAGGAGCUAGUUCGGACGAUGAGACUACGCCCGCGCCUAGCGGAGCGUUCGCGCCCAUCGCUCCGUCGACGCCGGUCAACUUUAGCCGGUCGCCGCCGCUAAACGCGCACAAACCGCCGACUCUUCGAUCUCUAUCGCCGCCGUUGAAGAUGCUGAAUUGCGAUUCGACGUCGGUCGACCAGCAACAACAACGAUCUCAAGUUAUCUCGCCGCGUUACAAAAGACACCGAUUGACGCCCACGCAACGUGGACAACACGCCCAUAAUAUCCAGCGGCCUUGUUUAGAUUUCGAGAAAAUGCAACAGAUGAAAGAAAACGCUGUCACUACAUGGCGCCAUCACAGCAACGGCGAACACGGGGGCGAAUUAUCAUUAUAUUGCUGGUGAACGUGUAAGGAUGGCGAGGAGUUUAUCAAAAUACAUAUACAAAGGUAUAUGAAAAAAAAAAAUGAAAAAAAAAAACGAGAAAAGGACAAGAACAGAGAGAUUGGCUGGCGAGAAAAUGGAAGAAAAUUACUACUACAACAACUAUCACAACCACAUAUUUUUUCCUUUUUUGGUGUUUUUUUGUUGAUUUUUUUUUAUCGCUACGUCGUCAUCACCAUUUUCGCUGACUUGGCUCGCUAUACACACUUCCUUUCGCUUUAUCCUCCUCCUCAGUGUAUAGGUGUUUUUUCCCUGUUGAAAAAAAAAGACACUGUACGUAUAAAAUAGUCUCUCCCUAUAUUACAUAAUAAUAUUUUACGUAUGUAAUUUUUUUCUCGUAUUUAUAAGCAUCUUUUUCCUCUGUGUCUGUCUCUGUCUCUCUCUCUUCGGCAGCUCCCUAUAUCAUCUCACCGUUGGGAGGUUUUUUUUUAUACUACUGUGUGCGUGGAUGUUUUUUAAAGCUUUUUCUCGUAGAGUGUCGUUUUUAAAAUUUUCUUUUCGUUCGUUCGUUUGUUUCGUCGAUGUACGCUUAUUUUCGAGUAGGUUUUUUUUUCGUCCCACUUUGGGGUUUUCGUUCGUUAUGUCCAACGCUAUGAUAUUCGUUUUUAUGUGUGUGUGUGUCCUGUUUCUUUUUUUUUUACAUUUUACGUUAAUGUUGAAUCAAAAUUUCUUUUUAAUUGGCGUCGUCGUUUGUAAAUUAUGCGACGGUGUUGUUUUUUUUCGUGAAAUGAGACGAGUGUGCGUGUUUGUGUGUUAUUUUUUUAUGUGUAAAAGUUAAAAGUAGUGUUUCGAAUAAGGUGCGAGAAGUACAUAAGGGAUUUGGCGGGUCUCUGAAAUUUUAAAAAAUACUAAAAGUGACAAAAAGUACGGUGCUGUUAAUCUGUUAAUGUGUUACGAAUAUAAUACCAAUGCUGCGUGCUGGUGGUUUUUCCUCUAUCCUUUUUUUUUUUUUUUUUUUUUUUUACAUCAUUAUACUAAAACUAUGUAGUUGUUAAUUUGAAAAUAAGCGCUUUUGUAAUGUGAAUUUUUAUCCUGUGUUGUAUCGUGAAUAUUUAUGGGUGGCGUGCCAAUUUCUCUGUAUAGUGGAAAAAUCGAAGUUGCGCGCAGGUAUUCUGUUCUGUGGGCGAAUUUAUAGGUUCAUGUUUUGAAAAUCAACUAAAUACGGUAGCGAAAUUCCAAUUAGAAAAGAAGGAGGGUGGUCUAUGUAGAAGAGGAGUACUUGUGAGAGAAGAAUGCUCCCAUUCUGAAUGUGCUCUCGUAUCUGUGUACGUUUUUUGAGAAGGAAGGGGGGGAUAUUAUACGCGAAUUGGUGGUUUAUAUUACAACGAGAGGAUUAAUUGUAAUCUAUAUUACGUUGCUGGGAGCAUUUCGAAACAAUUAUAAUGAAAAAUGUAAAAAGUUUCGAAUUUACUUAAAAAUUCUCGGCGCGCCACGUACAAACGAGAAUACGACCGCUGACUCCGCCAGCGCGAUAAAAAUUGGUAAAAAUAUUCGCCGUGUUUUCCGUUUCGUUUUUUCGUCGACUGCGUUGUGUAGGUUGCUACGUAAAAGAAAAAAAGGAGAGAAAAAAUGAAAUUAAAUAUUUGAAAAACUAUAUCGUUUUACUGCACGCAGUUAAAAGAACAAAAAAGUUAUUAAAGUCGAGAGAAAAAAGCAAAAUGCGAAGGCGCGGUUCGAGUUGAGAAAAAUUACAUCGGUGUAAUUUGGCUCGUCUUGCUCGGUCUUGAUAGUUGAUACGGUUAUAGUUGGUCUCGAUGCUCGAAUUUUUGUUUUUUGGAAUGGGGAGUGGAAAAUGAAGGUGUUUUUGGUAAAUACUCGCAAUAUUUAAUGUGUAUUUGAAGGAAAGAUUGGGGGGAGGGGGUAAUUAUUGUCUUAUUUUUUGAUCUUGAAGCAAAACUCGAGUGAAAGCUUCGAAAUUGAUUAAAAUUCAUUACACUGCUGCUUUGUUACUCAAUUUCAAUCGGUUUCGAUUCUUCAUGAACAGUUUUAAAGCUUAUUACUGAUCUAUUACCAAAAUUACGGUAAUUACAUGAAAUUACAAUAUGGUAAAGGGUAAUUGUGAGGGGUAAUCUGCAUUACUUUUACGUUGCAAAGGUACAUUUUUUCAGAAUUACUUUGAAAAAAAUUCACUCGAGGCUAUAAUGUUAUAAAAUUUACGAAGUAAUUACUAUUUUUACCAAAAUUACGGUAAUAACCAAUACAAUUACACGGUUGAAAGUAAUUACAGCGGUAAUUUACAUUAUUUUUUAAGUUCUGUUAGUACAUUCUGGAAUAUUGGUCUUGAGAAAAUUUCAUUCCAGGUAAAAACGUUACAAAAUUUACCACGUAAUUACCAUUUUUACCAAAAUUACCGUAUUUACCCAAAAAAUUACUCGGUAAAGAGUAAUUUCGAGGAAUAAUCCGCAUCAUUUUGUACGUUCCAAGGGCACGUUCUGAAAUUAAGCUUGAAAAAUUCAUACGAUGCAUAAACGUUGCAUCAUUUACCUCAUGUUUACCUUUUUUACCAAAUUUACGGUAAUUACUCCCGGAAUUACAUGCUAAAAAUUAAUUAAGACAGGUAAUUAGCUAUCAGCAUCAUUUCACGUUUUAAAAAUACAUCUUGAGAUUGAAAAAAAAAACACUCGAAGCAAAAUACGCCAAUAAAUUUUACCUCGUAAUUACCAUUUUACCAAAAUUACAGUAAUUACCCUUGGAAUUACACGGUGACGAGCAAUUACGAGCAGUUAUCUGCAUUAUUUUUCAUCAU